Molecule: messenger RNA, 2381 nt
Organism: Striga asiatica
Lineage: Eukaryota; Viridiplantae; Streptophyta; Magnoliopsida; Lamiales; Orobanchaceae
Source: the annotation of a GenBank genome assembly
GUUGCAAGUCACCUCUCCAUAUGUCCGUUUGCUGAAGCAAUAUAAAAAUCGACUGUCAUUCCCAUAACUGAAUCAAUCAAAUCCCAUAUUCCUAUUUCUUUUCACCCAUACUCUCCACCGUCUUUUGAUCCCAUUACCAAAUUGAAAUAAACAUCAUUAUCCUGAUCGUCCUCAUUGCUACGCCAUGGCAGCCUCCAUACGCCUCCGCCGUCUCGGCGCGGUCGCCGCCUUGGCCGGAGGCGCCUACUUCACCGUUCUCAGCACCCCGCCGGUCUCCUCCAGUGACCGUGGAACCCUCGGCCCCACCCUCGCCGGUGUGAAGCAGAAAAUUGCGGACCCUUUCGCCGUUAUACCAUCUCGCGCCGUCCAGGAGUCGGCUUUGAUCGGCUCCAGUGCGGCAAAUCCACUGGACGUCCUCGUCAUCGGCGGCGGGGCCACCGGCUGUGGAGUCGCGCUGGAUGCGUCCACGCGUGGGCUUCGGGUCGGGCUUGUGGAGCGAGAUGAUUUCUCGUCCGGCACUUCCUCGAGGUCCACUAAGCUCAUCCAUGGAGGAGUUCGCUAUUUGGAGAAAGCUUUUUUUAACUUGGAUUAUGGACAGUUAAAGCUAGUCUUCCAUGCCCUGGAGGAGAGAAAACAAGUUAUCGACAAUGCUCCCCAUCUCUGCCAUUCUCUGCCAUGUAUGACACCAUGUUUUAGCUGGUUUGAGGUGGUAUACUACUGGGCUGGUUUGAAGAUGUAUGAUCUCAUAGCUGGCCGGCGCUUGCUUCACUUGUCUAGAUACUAUUCCGCACAGGAGUCAGUUGAGCUUUUCCCCACUUUAACUAGAAAGGGCAAUGAUCGGAGCCUGAAAGGAACUGUUGUCUAUUAUGAUGGACAAAUGAAUGAUUCACGUCUGAAUGUUUCAUUAGCAUGUACCGCUGCUUUAGCAGGGGCUGCUGUACUUAACCAUGCUGAAGUUAUAUCCUUUCUAAGAGAUGAGGAUACUGGACGGAUUGUUGGUGCUCGGAUAAGAAAUCAUUUAUCAGGGAAGGAGUUUGACACGUAUGCAAAGGUUGUUGUAAAUGCUGCUGGACCAUUUUGUGAUUCUGUGAGGAAGAUGGCGGAUAAAGAAGCAAAGCCAAUGAUCUGUCCCAGCAGUGGUGUCCACAUUGUGCUUCCCGAUUACUAUUCCCCAGAUGGAAUGGGAUUGAUUGUUCCCAAAACUAAGGAUGGCCGUGUUGUCUUCAUGCUUCCAUGGUUAGGGAGAACGGUCGCUGGGACCACCGACUCAAACACCAGUAUUACAAUGCUACCCGAACCACACGAGGAUGAAAUUGAAUUCAUAUUAGAUGCCAUCUCAGAUUAUCUUAAUAUUAAGGUCCGGCGCAUGGAUGUUCUGUCGGCUUGGAGUGGCAUUCGACCAUUGGCUAUGGAUCCAAAUGCAAAAAGCACUGAGAGUAUCUCUCGAGAUCAUGUUUUAACUGAAGAUUUUCCCGGUUUAGUUACAAUUACUGGUGGAAAGUGGACUACAUACAGAAGUAUGGCAGAAGAUGCAGUUGACGCAGUUAUAAAGUCCGGGAAGUUGAGCCCUGCAAACAAAUGCAUGACAUACAACCUACAGCUCGUGGGUGCCGAUGGAUGGGACCCAUCGUCUUUUACUGUACUAGCACAGCAGUAUGUGCGCAUGAAGAAGUCGUAUGGAGGAAAGGUUGUUCCAGGUGUUAUGGACACUGCUGCAGCAAAGCAUUUAUCACAUGCUUAUGGCACUUUUGCCGAAAGAGUGGCUGCCAUUGCACAGAAUGAAAAUAUGGGGAAGAGACUAGCUCAUGGAUAUCCAAUUCUUGAAGCAGAGGUUGCGUACUGUGCUCGGAAUGAAUACUGUGAGUCAGUGGUGGACUUCAUUGCCAGAAGAUCCCGACUUGCUUUCCUUGACACAGAUGCCGCCAGGCGGGCAGUGCCUCGUAUCCUUGAGAUAUUGGCUGCCGAGCACAAGUGGGACAAGUCGAGGAAAAAGCUCGAACUCCAAAAGGCUCAACAAUUCCUCGAGACCUUCAAGUCAUCCAGAAAUGCUCAGUUCCAUGAUGGCAAACACAUCUAAUAUGUCAAUCAGUUUGUAGACAGAAAAGUGCUUAUAUUUUGGAGCAACAUUCGUACUCUUUUUGCCCCACUUUUUUGCUGAAUAAUAUUUUGUUGGUUUUCCCCUUAGAAAGAGGGGGUUUUUACAUAUUUGCUCAGACAACAAUAAUCAUCUGGUAUAUUAUUGCAGAUUUGUUGUUGCAACAUAAUACUACUAGUAUAAAUUUAUAUCCCCAAUUGAAUUUCAUGUUGGCAUAGUCCCAAUUCAACAAUGUCUCUUGAGGACAAAAUAUUAUGCACUACUUGGUGAAUUUUUUAAUAGCUCA